AUGGCCAAGCAUUCAAAAGACCAAGGUCAAAGUCCUAGAAAGCCAAAGCAGAAGACCAAAAAGUCUAUGAGUGAAGGAAUCUCUCGUGAACUUCAAAGACACGAGUACGAUACUGGCACGCAGUCAGAAGCAAGUACCACAUCUCAAAAGCAGAUUGACGAAGGGGGUCACAACUCCAACGUUGAUUCCAUGGUUGAUGACAGAAGUAUCGAGGGUGAUCUUGCUCCCAUGUCUCAUGAAUGGGGUUCCGAUGAAGCCAAUCUUCAUCAAGAAGCACCAGAGCAAUUAAUUCAGGGACCAAUCGACAGUCCAUUACCUGCAAGUGACUUUCAUAACGACGAUAACGUAUUCCAUCAUACAGGUGCUCAUAUCCAUAUUCCCACUCACUUCGACACCCGAUCCACCGGGUAUGAUUUGUCACAAUGGUCGUGGGAAGCUCUUAUUGUUACUACCCAGACCGUUCCACUCUCUGCACCAUCAUCAUACAACGCUUCGACUGCGGCGAUCGCUUACGACAGUACCCAUGAUUCCCCAAUCACGGCGAUUUAUAGCCACCCUACAACUACCAUACUCAAUGACCUUCCGGUGACGACUCAAUACCAGCUGGGAAGAUGGGUGUAUGAGAAUAGACAUGAUGAGACAAUACCUACCGAUCGGAUGGAAGGAUAUUACCAUCAACUCUAG
This is a messenger RNA of Botrytis byssoidea, 684 nucleotides long. RefSeq lists its product as uncharacterized. The record is from RefSeq and is a predicted model, not a curated record. Lineage: Eukaryota; Fungi; Ascomycota; Leotiomycetes; Helotiales; Sclerotiniaceae. The transcript has 3 exons. Bases 1 to 684 code for a protein of 227 amino acids.